AUGGAAAAAAAUGGACAAAAUCCAGGGCAAACAUUACCCGGUCCAGGUCAAAAGCAAACACCAUUGGCUAACAACACCAGCCAAACAAAAUCACCUAUAGCCCCGCUCAUCUUGGAGGGAGGAAAACUGGCCAAAAUGAAGGUAAGCGACCUCAUCAAGAAGCACUUAAAAGACAUUCGUGUUAAUAACAUCCAACUAAGUCGCACAGGAAUGUUCACACUAUACGCAAGCGACGUAAGCUCAUUUAAUCGCCUAUUAAACGAGUUUACAGUUAUUCUUGCAACAAAUGAUACAGACAAAGUAGCCUUUGUUAAACGAGUCGAUCUAGAAAUACCAGAGGAUCGAAUAACGGUAGCAUUAAAAGACGUUGGUCUCGAUGUUACAGAUGUUAGUCGAUUAAAAAAUAAAGAGCGAAACACACCGACUCAAACAGUAAAAGUAACAUUCAAUGAUGCAAAAAAUCGAAACACGUUUGUCCAAACAGGGCUGCAGGUCGAUUUAAUGCACUUUGUGGCUGAAGCAGCCAAACACAAUUCAAAGCCAGUACAAUGCUUCAUGUGCCUCAGAUACAACCACGUAGCGAAGUACUGCAAGACAAAACAGCAAGCAUGCGCAAGAUGUGGCGACAAUCAUCAGGUCGACAAAUGCAGUGGUGCAGCCGAUACAUGGAAGUGCUGCAAUUGCAAAGGAAGUCGCUUAGCAACGUCAAAUGAAUGCCCCAUUUACAAGGAGCAGGAAAAACGUAUGUUAAGGGCCGUCCAACAAUACAGCACUUCUUCAUCACAACUAACAGCAACACAAUACAACAUCAACAGUCUUGUCGAUUUUCCGAUGUUAUCAUCAAAUUCGCAACAAGGCUUCAACACAUCAUCGAACAACUUAAUCGAUACAUUAGUCAAUAUACUAUCCAUGAAAAUGGAGAAAACUAUUGAAGCAACAACAAAUCGAUUAAUGAAAUCUCUUCAUCAACGUAUUAGCAAGAUAGAAAAGACCAUUGCAGCUGUCGAUAGUAUGAUGGGUGUGAUAUCCACUGAAACAUCCGAUGAUUCAAUGACAGACAGUGACAAUGAAAUUCAUGUUAUCAACGUUCAACAAAACGUACAACAACAUGCAACAAAAAACACCGCCACAUCUGCAAUAUCAAAUUCAACACCACAACAGCCCACAACAACCAACGAUAUUAAAAAACCACCAAACAAGAAGAAAGCAACAUCGAAAACAGUUAAAAGAAAUCGGUCACCAAAUAGUUCACUAGAUGCCACUACAACGAACAAAAAAGAUAUGUAG
Molecule: messenger RNA, 1287 nt
Organism: Rotaria socialis
Lineage: Eukaryota; Metazoa; Rotifera; Eurotatoria; Philodinida; Philodinidae
Source: the annotation of a GenBank genome assembly